Messenger RNA from Betta splendens (Siamese fighting fish), 8612 nucleotides. RefSeq names its product spectrin beta chain, non-erythrocytic 1-like. The transcript is spliced from 36 exons. Gene Ontology annotation, biological process: actin cytoskeleton organization; protein localization to plasma membrane. The record is from RefSeq and is a predicted model, not a curated record. Gene Ontology annotation, cellular component: cell junction; spectrin; cortical actin cytoskeleton. NCBI's taxonomy places the organism in Eukaryota, Metazoa, Chordata, Actinopteri, Anabantiformes, Osphronemidae. The coding region runs from base 310 to 7353 and encodes 2347 amino acids. Gene Ontology annotation, molecular function: actin filament binding; structural constituent of cytoskeleton; phospholipid binding.
GUGGUUACACAUUGUUUGUUACAAUGCUGGAGUUUAAUUACAACUGAGAGGGACGCAGACUCAAAAGCAGGAUCUGACCCAGAGCCGGUCGGACUGUCUCUGAUGCAGACUCUGGUGGGGGGAGGGGGCAGUGCGGAUCUUUCCCGUCAUUCCCUGCAGCAGCAGCUCCUCCCUUCUCCCGUCGCUCUGGGUCCGCGUCUCCGUCCUCUCCGAGUCGGACUCUUCAUCUCAGCUGAGCUUGGAUCUUCGGCCCAGUCAGAGCAGGUCUCAGCUAGAAGUUGCUAAUGUGGUCUCAUCUCCGCUGACGUCAUGAUGACGACUGUUGCGACUGAGUAUGAGCACAUGGAUCUGCAGCAGCAGUACAGCAGCAGCACCGACCCGGUCAACAACCGCUGGGACGACGACUGGGACAAUGAGAACAGCUCGGCCCGGCUCUUUGAACGCUCCCGCAUCAAGGCACUCGCAGAUGAGCGGGAGGCUGUCCAGAAGAAGACCUUUACUAAGUGGGUGAACUCCCACCUGUCCAGAGUCUCUUGCAGGAUCACAGACCUGUACAUGGAUCUGAGAGAUGGACGCAUGCUCAUCAAGCUGCUGGAGGUGCUGUCAGGAGAGAGACUGCCGAAGCCCACUAAAGGCAGGAUGCGGAUACACUGUCUGGAGAAUGUGGACAAAGCUCUGCAGUUCCUGAAGGAGCAGCGGGUUCACCUGGAGAACAUGGGAUCCCAUGACAUUGUUGAUGGAAACCACAGACUGACACUGGGCCUAAUCUGGACCAUCAUCCUUCGCUUCCAGAUUCAGGACAUCAGUGUGGAGACUGAAGACAACAAAGAGAAGAGAUCGGCAAAGGACGCUCUGCUGCUCUGGUGUCAGAUGAAGACUGCUGGGUAUCCCAAUGUUAACAUCCACAACUUUACCACAAGCUGGAGAGACGGCAUGGCCUUUAACGCUCUGAUCCACAAACACAGGCCUGAUAUCAUCGACUUUGACAAACUCAAGAAGUCCAACGCGCACUACAACCUACAGAAUGCUUUUAACCUGGCAGAGCAGCACCUGGGUCUGACCAAGCUGCUGGACCCAGAGGAUAUCAGCGUGGACCAUCCUGAUGAGAAGUCUGUCAUCACCUACGUGGUGACAUAUUACCACUAUUUCUCCAAGAUGAAGGCUCUGAAGGUGGAGGGCAAGCGUAUUGGAAAGGUGUUGGACAACGCCAUUGAAACAGAGAAGAUGAUUGAGAAGUACGAGUCUCUGGCCUCAGACCUUUUGGAGUGGAUCGAACAGACCAUUAUCAUCCUCAACAAUAGGAAGUUUGCCAACUCUCUUGUUGGAGUCCAGCAGCAGCUUCAGGCCUUCAAUACCUACCGAACAGUGGAGAAACCUCCAAAGUUCACAGAGAAGGGAAACUUGGAGGUUCUGCUCUUCACCAUCCAGAGUAAGAUGAGAGCCAAUAACCAGAAGGUCUACAUGCCCCGUGAGGGGAAACUCAUCUCAGACAUCAACAAGGCCUGGGAGCGACUGGAAAAGGCAGAGCAUGAGCGAGAGUUGGCUCUCAGGAUGGAGCUGAUUCGUCAGGAGAAACUGGAACAGCUGGCCAGACGCUUCGACCGCAAGGCGGCCAUGAGAGAAACCUGGCUCAGCGAAAACCAGAGACUGGUGUCACAGGACAACUUUGGUUUUGAUCUUCAGGCAGUUGAAGCAGCCACCAAGAAACAUGAGGCCAUAGAGACAGACAUUGCUGCAUAUGAGGAGCGGGUUCAGGCUGUGGUAGCCGUGGCUAAGGAGCUGGAGGUGGAACAUUACCACGACAUCAAGCGUAUCAUGGCCCGGAAGGACAACGUGAUCCGACUGUGGGAGUAUUUACUGGAGCUGCUGAAGGCCCGCAGACAGAGGCUGGAGAUGAACCUGGGCCUGCAGAGGGUCUUCCAGGAGAUGCUUUACAUCAUGGACUGGAUGGAUGAGAUGAAGAUGCUGCUGCUGUCUCAGGAUUAUGGGAAGCAUCUCUUGGGUGUGGAGGACCUGCUGCAGAAACACGCCCUGGUGGAGGCAGAUAUCGCCAUCCAAGCUGACAGGGUGAAGGCUGUCAGUGCCAAUGCCAACAAGUACUCUGUCAAUGACAGCGGCUACAAGCCCUGUGACCCUCAGGUAAUCCAGGACCGAGUGUCCCACCUGGAGUUCUGUUACCAGGAACUAACACAGCUGGCUGCUGAACGACGUGGUCGUCUGGAGGAGUCACGCCGUCUGUGGAAGUUCUUCUGGGACAUGGCUGAGGAGGAGGGCUGGAUUCGUGAGAAGGAGCAGAUCCUGUCCUCUCUGGAGCACGGCAAAGACCUGACAGGAGCAGUGCGUCUCCUCAGCCAGCAGCGUGCCUUGGAGGAUGAGAUGAGUGGCCGCUCUGGUCAUCUUCAGCACACCAUAGCAGAAGGCCACGCCAUGGUGAAGGCCGACCACUUUGGUGCCACUAAGAUCCAGGAUCGUAUUGCUGACCUGCAGGCUCAGUUGGCAGAGCUGGAGCAGCUGGCAGCAGUGAGGAAGAAAAGGCUGGAGGAGGCUCUGGCUCUGCACCAAUUCCAGGCUGAUGCUGAUGAUGUCGAUGCCUGGACACUGGACUGUCUGCGCAUCGUGUCGAGUGGAGAAACAGGUCAUGAUGAGUUCUCCACCCGGGCUCUGGUCAAGAAGCACAAAGAUGCAGCUGCAGAGGUGGCCAGCUACCGGCCGGUUAUCGACUCGCUCCACGAGCAGGCCAGCACUCUGCCCAAGGAGGUGGCAGAGUCAGAGGAUGUGUACGGUCGACUGGCAGGGAUCGAGGAGCGCUACAAGGAGGUGGCUGAGCUGACGAAGCUGAGGAAGGAGGCGCUUCAGGAUGCGCUGGCCCUCUACAAGAUGUUCAGUGAGGCCGAUGCCUGUGAGGUUUGGAUCGAUGAGAAGGAGCUGUGGCUGAACUGUAUGGAGAUCCCAGAAAAACUGGAGGACCUGGAAGUCAUACAGCACAGGUUUGAAAGCCUGGAGCCAGAGAUGAAUAACCAGGCAUCACGAGUUGCUGUGGUCAACCAGAUUGCCAGGCAGCUGAUCCACAGUGGCCAUCCCAGCGAGAAGGACAUCAAGACCCAGCAGGACAAACUCAACAACAGGUGGAGCCAAUAUCGCAAGACGGUGGACCAGAAGAAGGAGUCGCUGAACUCUGCUCUGGGUGUGCAGAACUACCAUCUAGACUGUAACGAGACCAAGUCCUGGAUUAAAGAAAAGACCAAAGUCAUUGAGUCCACCCAGGAGCUGGGCAACGAUCUCACUGGGGUCAUGGCCUUGCAGCGCAAACUAACCGGUAUGGAGCGGGACCUGGCAGCCAUUGAAGACAAGCUGUGCGACCUACGGGGGGAGGCCCAGCAACUAGCAGAAGAGCACCCUGAUCAGGCCAAGGGCAUUACGGGCCGCCUGGCAGAGAUCACAGCCGUCUGGGAGGAGAUGAAAAACACUCUGAAGAACCGGGAGGAGUCUCUGGGUGAAGCCAGGAAGCUGCAGCAGUUCCUGCGUGAGCUAGAUGACUUCCAGUCCUGGCUGUCUCGCACACAGACAGCCAUUGCAUCAGAGGAUAUGCCCAACACGCUGGCUGAAGCCGAGAAGCUCAUGGCCCAACAUGAAGGCAUCAAGAACGAGCUCCAGAACUACGAAGAGGACUACCAGAGGAUGCGAGACAUGGGGGAGAUGGUGACGCAGGGACAAACAGACGCCCAGUACAUGUUCCUACGACAGAGGCUGCAAGCGCUCGACACCGGCUGGAAUGAACUUCACAAGAUGUGGGAGAACCGUCAGAACCUUCUGUCUCAGUCCCACGCCUACCAGCUGUUCCUCAGGGACACCAAGCAGGCCGAGGCCUUCCUCAACAACCAGGAGUACGUCUUGGCUCAUACCGAGAUGCCCACAACUCUGGAGGGUGCCGAGGCCGCCAUCAAGAAGCAGGAGGACUUCAUGACCACCAUGGACGCCAACGAGGAUAAGAUCAACGGUGUGGUGGAGGCCGGCAGGCGGCUAGCAAGUGAUGGCAACGUCAAUGCUGAACGUAUCCAGGAGCGAGUCUCCUCCAUCGACGAGAGGCACAAGAAGAACCGCGAGGCAGCUGUGGAGCUGCUGAUGAGGCUGAAGGAUAACAGAGACCUGCAGAAGUUCCUUCAGGACUGCCAGGAGCUUUCUCUGUGGAUUAAUGAGAAGAUGCUCACAGCCCAGGACAUGAGCUACGACGAGGCCAGAAACCUGCACAGCAAGUGGCUGAAGCACCAGGCCUUCAUGGCUGAGCUGCAGUCUAACAAGGAGUGGCUGGACAAGAUCCAGAAGGACGGCAUGCUCUUGGUGUCAGAGAAGCCGGAGACGGGGGCGCUGGUGAAGGAGAAGCUGACGGUGCUCCGCUCGAUGUGGGAGGAGCUUGAGUCGACCACCCAGACCAAAGCUCAGUGCCUGUUUGACGCCAACAAGGCCGAGCUGUUCACACAGAGCUGUGCCGACCUCGAUAAGUGGCUGAGUGGCCUGGAGGGUCAGAUUCAGUCUGAUGACUACGGCAAAGACCUGACGUCUGUCAACAUCCUGCUCAAGAAGCAACAGAUGCUGGAGAAUCAGGUGGAGGUGCGUCAGAGGGAGGUGGUGGAGCUGCAGAGCCAGGUGAAGGCUUUGGGUCAAGAAGUGAAGGACACAGACGAGGUGGACGGCCGGAGGCAGGUGGUGGAGCUGAAGUUCCAGGAGCUGCUGGAGCCGCUGAGGCUCCGCAAGAACUUUCUGGUGGCUUCAAGAGAAGUUCACCAGUUCAACCGAGACAUCGAGGACGAGAUCUUGUGGGUCCAGGAGAGGAUGCCUGUGGCCACAUCCACUGACCACGGACACAACCUGCAGACCGUCCAGCUCCUCAUCAAGAAGAACCAGACUCUGCAGAAGGAGAUCCAAGGUCAUCAGCCCCGCAUUGAUGACAUCCUGCAGCGCAGUCAGAGCCUUUUGCAGGACGAGUCCCUGAACUCAGGCGUCAUGCGCCAGCGCCUGGCCAACCUGCAGGGGCUGUGGAGGCAGCUGAUGGAAGAGGUGGAGCGCCGACACGGCAGAAUGGAGGAGGCCCACAAAGCCCAGCAGUACUACUUUGAUGCUGCAGAGGCUGAGGCCUGGAUGAGCGAGCAGGAGCUGUACAUGAUGUCCGAGGAGAAGGCCAAGGACGAGCAGAGCGCUGUCACCAUGCUGAAGAAGCACCAGAUUGUGGAGCAGGCGGUGGAGGACUACGCUGAGACAGUCCACCAGCUGUCCAAGACCAGCAGAGGCCUGGUGGCUGAUGGACAUCCUGAGAGUGAACGCAUCAGCAUGCGUCAGUCCCAGGUGGACAAGCUGUACGCCGGGCUCAAGGACCUGUCUGAGGAGAGGCGGGGGAAGCUGGAUGAGAGGCUCCGUCUCUUCCAGCUGAACCGUGAGGUGGACGACCUGGAGCAGUGGAUCGCUGAGCGUGAAGUGGUGGCUGGGUCACACGAGCUAGGACAGGAUUAUGAACACGUCACGAUGUUGCAGGAGCGUUUCCGUGAGUUUGCCAGGGACACCGGGAACAUCGGCCAGGAACGCGUGGACGCCGUGAACCACCUGGCAGACGAGCUGAUUAAUGCAGGUCAUGGCGACGCUGCAACGGUGGCAGAAUGGAAAGAUGGACUGAACGAGGCCUGGGCCGACCUGCUCGAGCUCAUCGACACCAGGACGCAGAUCCUGGCUGCCUCAUUCGAGCUCCACAAGUUCUACCACGACGCCAAGGAGAUCCUGGGACGGAUCCUGGGCAAGCAGAAGAAGCUGCCGGAGGAGGUCGGUCGAGACCAGAACACGGUGGAGACGCUACAGAGGAUGCACACCACCUUUGAACACGACAUCCAGGCCCUGGGGACACAGGUGCGGCAGCUGCAGGAGGAUGCAGUCCGCCUCCAGUCUGCGUACGCUGGGGACAAAGCCGACGACAUUCAACGCCGAGAGAGCGAGGUGUUAGAGGCGUGGAGGAGUCUGCUGGAGGCCUGUGAUGGGCGCCGGAUCCGUCUGCUUGACACCGGGGACAAGUUCAGGUUCUUCAGCAUGGUCCGAGACCUGAUGCUGUGGAUGGAAGACGUGAUCAGACUGAUUGAGGCCCAGGAAAAACCCAGGGACGUGUCGUCGGUGGAGCUGCUGAUGAACAACCACCAGGGCAUCAAGGCGGAGAUCGACGCUCGCAACGACAGCUUCACGGCCUGCAUCGAGCUGGGGAAGGCGCUGCUGGCUCGGAAGCACUACGCUUCAGAGGAGAUCAAAGAGAAGCUACUGCAGCUGACAGACAAGAGGAAAGAGAUGAUUGACAAGUGGGAGGAUCGGUGGGAGUGGCUGCGCCUCGUCCUGGAGGUGCACCAGUUCUCCCGGGAUGCAGGCGUGGCCGAAGCCUGGCUGCUGGGCCAGGAGCCGUACCUGUCCAGCAGGGAGGUAGGUCAGAGCGUGGACGAGGUGGAGAAGCUCAUCAAACGCCAUGAGGCCUUUGAGAAAUCGGCCGCCACCUGGGAGGAGCGCUUCUCUGCUCUGGAGCGUCUGACCACGAUGGAGCUGCUGGAGGUGCGGAGGCAGCAGGAAGACGAGGAGCGGAUGAGGAAGCCGCCGUCUCCAGAACCAGCUGCGGUUCUGCAGGAGGAGUCUCAGCAGAGAGUCAUCACUCAGAACGGACUGGCCUCGGACCAGGACUCUCCUGGGGAUGGCGUGGACGAUGGAGACCUGGUGAAUGGCGUGGUGGAGCGCAGCUCCAAAGAUCCCAGCCCCGCUCCCUCUCCAGAUGUGGGUCGGAAGACUAAAACGAGCUCGUCCACACUGCCCUCCAAGAACCAGGACUCGUCCUCGCAGCUGGAGGGGCCUCUGCACCGCAAACAUGAGUGGGAGGGCCACAACAAGAAGGCGUCCAACAGGUCCUGGCACAACGUGUACUGUGUCAUCAACAACCAGGACAUGGGGUUCUACAAGGACAGCAAGGCAGCGGGUCAGGGGGUCCCAUACCACAACGAGGAGCCCAUCAGCCUGAAAGAGGCAACCUGCGACGUGGCUUCAGACUACAAGAAGAAGAAACAUGUCUUCAAAGUCAGACUGAUGGAUGGAAACGAGUUUCUGUUCCAAGCCAAAGAUGAGGAAGAGAUGAGCACCUGGAUCCAGGCCAUCCUGAACGUCAGCACUGGCAGUCGCUCAGACGUGCGGGGCAGCAACCCGAGCACGCCGUCGACCGGGCGCGCUCAGACGCUGCCAGCCACCGUCACCCUCACCACGGAGUCCAGUCCCGGCAGGAGGGAGAAGGACAAGGAGAAGGAAAAAGAGAAACGUUUCAGCCUGUUCAGCAAGAAGAAGCAGUAAAAAAGAUGAAGCACUUUGGUGAAACUGAGUAAAUGAGGCAGGAAGCCUGAGAACGCAGAGAACUGGAACCUGCUGCAGAGUUCCGUCCACAUUCCACAGAGUCUGUGUAGCAUCUAUAAGAACAUCCGUACCAGGUUUCAGAGCCAUUCGUGUACCAGCUGUCGACCUCCUGAGUCUAAUUCAAGGUCGACAGCUGAGGAUGCUAAUAAUUGUAAAGUUUCACUGAAGUGCAGUGUCUGAUUGUUUAUUUCUUCCCAGUUUGUUGUUUUGUUUUAAUUUUUGCGAGGUCUGUUGUGUGGUGUAAGAUGUGACUUAGGACACAGCACCUCAUAAUUAACAAACAACAGGUCACCUCUGGUUCCCAGAACAAAAAGGAUAUUUAGGAUCUGACUGAAUUCUUCUCAAAAACAUUCCAGUUUUCCGUUGGGGAAGGUGUUGAGCAGGCCGACCUGUCAGAUGUCCAUGAUCUGUCUGAGGCACUAGUUGUCAUCUGGGGUUCUGUCCACCUGUUUGCUCAUAAUGAACUGCUGUUGUGUGUAAACUCUUUAACGUCAAUCGAGACCACACACUUUUCUUUGGUUUCCCUAUUUUUUGUUUAUUUUUUUUUAAUUUUUUUUUUGUAUUUUUUAUUACAUUUUUUGUUGUUUUUCUACUUUUUUAACUCUUAUUUCCUCAGUUUUGUGAGGGGGUCUUCGGAAACAUCCUGCAUCCUUCCUCUGCCGUUGAGAAAUUGGACCAAUAGUGCUUUUUAUUUUGAAUAAUUUGAAAUUUUUUCUGUCAUGAACAGCUGCCGCUUUAAGGAGCUGUGUAAUGUAGAAACCACCUGCAUGCUUCACCAGGCUUAGAGCAUCACACAAACCUGAAGCUCUGUGUUGGUUCUUGUUUAUCUUUUGUUCAGUUCUGCUGGUUCUCCAGGUAACGAGAACCUGUGUGUACAAUAAACACUUUGAUGUUCGGUGGGAGUCGUGGGUGGUGAGCAAAGAUAUAGGUCGCUUGCUUGUCGGUUCUCAGCACUGCGCUGCUCCUUGAUGCUCGUCUUAUUCUGUCACUGUAUCUAUUGUAAUGAACAUGUAGGGAAGUUCCCGCCAUCUUACUGCACAAUCAGAACCGCAUCUAUGGGAAUGAAGAAGGUCCAAUAUUUAAACAGACGUUAGAUCAUAAAGGCUUUUCUCAUGUAUGAACUGCACUUGUAGACUUUAAAGCUCUCUCUCUGUCAAAUAUGUGCAAUGUCAUUAAAGCUUUUAAACUUUACACAUCAA